Molecule: messenger RNA, 162 nt
Organism: Plasmopara halstedii
Lineage: Eukaryota; Oomycota; Peronosporomycetes; Peronosporales; Peronosporaceae
Exons: 2
Coding region: 1-162 (53 amino acids)
Source: RefSeq, a predicted model, not a curated record
AUGAGUCCGUAUCCUACUGAUCCAAUCAUACGUGACACCCUUACAGAAGGAGUCAAAAAGCAUUUUCAGAGCGACUUGGGGCGCGUUUUCCUCUUUAGACGAGAAGAAGACCCGUGUCGACAGCGAGUCGCUACAGCUUUUGCGGCAAAGUCUGAUCGCUGA